Molecule: messenger RNA, 2342 nt
Organism: Austrofundulus limnaeus
Lineage: Eukaryota; Metazoa; Chordata; Actinopteri; Cyprinodontiformes; Rivulidae
Gene: rftn2
Product: raftlin family member 2
Exons: 9
Coding region: 209-1525 (438 amino acids)
Source: RefSeq, a predicted model, not a curated record
AGCUUCAGACGUGGAUCCUCAUAACGGACCAAUUCCUCCGCUUGGCUUUUGUUUACUUCCGCCCACUAAAUCUYCAAGUUUUCGCGUUUAAAAUUCACCCUGAAGGGAUUAAAGGUGAAGCAGGGAUGGAGUUGUUCCCUUAGYUCCUCUAACGGUACACGACGCUCCUCUAUCCGCUGAGCGUGCGCCUCUGCCCGCAGCGGUGGACAUGGGCUGCGGCUUGAGAAAACUUGAGGAUCCUGAGGACAGCAGUCCCGGGAAAAUCUACUCCACCCUGAAGAGACCGCAGGUGGAGACCAGGACAGACACCGUGUAUGAGUACGUGCUGCUGGACUUCAGUCUGGAAGGGAGCCGUCCCACGGUCCAGUAUGUGUCCUCUCUGUCUGAGCUCCCCCAGGCCCUGCAACCUUACUACACACAGGGCUAUGUCCUGGUUGCCCUGCAUCCCAUUAUUCUGUCUGUGGGUCGGACCCAGUCUCAGCCCUUCAGCCUACUCUACCGCGCCAUCCUGGCCCGCACAAAACCCAGCAAUCAUACAGAGUCUAUGAGCGUACCAGUUCUAAGGGUGGAGGAGUGGCCUUUACCUGGRGACUCGCUGACGAGCGACACGGUGUGGGCGCUCAUCGACAGGGUGAACAGCAGUGCACGGGGSGGCGUCCGAUUUGUUGGCUCUGUCCUCCAGCAGAUCAGCAGCAUCACCAAUGGUCGAGUGCAUAGUCCAAAGAGGAGCUGUCGAUCCCCUCCACACACACCCCUCCAAACAUCUUGUGGAGACAGAGAGUUAGAAGACAACACCUACAGUCCUGACUUGAGACUUCUGGUUUUCUUCCACUCCUGGGCUCCGGGUUGUGCUCCUCUGGACUCACUGGCCUGUCAGUACCACCAGGGGGCACUCUCCAUGCGAGUUUCCAGAAAAGGCCAUGUGGUCAGCGCACUGGAAGCUGAUUGGCUGGAGCUGACUGCCAWCUACUAUCGCAAAGGCUGGUCUCUGGUUGACUCCUUUGUAUACUGGGAUACGCCUAAAGGCGAGCCAGUGCCGAGAUCACUGGAGGGAUUGUUUGUUUACGAGGAGAGAAGCACUGCCACACCUGCGAACGACACCAUCGUGGUGGAGCAGUGGACCGUCAUCGAAGGCUCCAAUGUGAAAACAGACUAYGGGCCUCUCCUUCACACUCUGGCAGAAUUUGGCUGGUUGCUCACAUGUGUGCUGCCCACACCCAUCAUCCGACACGACAGUGAUGGGAAUCUGGCCACAAAACAAGUUGUGUUUUUGCAGAGGCCAGUCAGAGGUUCUGCARCCGGACACCUGAGAAACCAGUUGGUUUCCGUGCACAGUGACAGGUCCGGUCACUCCGUGAGUCGUGCUGUCAGCAGCUCUACCUCCUCGAUAGAUGACCUCUCCCACACGGCAGGAGGUGUUGGGGGCUUCCCGGUGUUUGGAAGCGGGUACCCCAGCUCCCUGUCUCACCUGGAAGAAGGAGGCUUUGAGCAAGACGAAGGAACGGCAGAGGUCACCUGCAUGUGACUGAGGCCACCUCUCACCUCCACACACACAAAAGACUUUAACGUAGGAUGACUCAGCACUUUUCAAACUGAUUGCAGUGGAGCCACAGUGAGAAGAUUCACUUGGACAUGAAUCUUUUCAUAAAGUCUGCUGUCAUUCAUUCUACACCCCAGCUGGUAUACGACUGACAUUAAACAUUCAAAUGUUGAAAUAAGGAAAAACAUUCAAAAUCAAAACAAUGUUGAACACCCAACAGAUGAAAUGGUUUUAGCUCUCUGUGGAUCCAGCUCUGAAAUAUCAACCAGUUUUGAGUUGUAUGUCUAAUCAACAUUAUUUUUCACAAAAAUGACUAAAACGUUUUGCUGAAAUAUGUCCAUGAAAAAAAAUAUCCUUGUUCCAACAUCCAGUCAAUGCGGAUUAAUUAACCGUUGGAAAAGUGUUGCCACAUGAAUAAUGGUGCAAUGUUAAAAGCUCAACUCUGAAUCUGUUGUUUGAGUUCAUGUCCUAUCAACAUCUACCGGCGUACUUUUGGAAGCAUGACGAGUACCGUUAGCUCAUUUCAACAUCUGCUAAAAGAAAUACUGUCGGGAGGGCUGUUUGUUUUUAGCAUGUAGCAUCGCUAGACCGCUUGAUGACAGAAUGUAUUCGAUUUCAGUCUUUUUGACGCCUGCAAGGUUUCACAGAAAAGGCAGAUGUGGAUUUUUAUUCCAGAAUAAAAUAAAAUGGAGAUGAGAUGAAUUAUAACAUUGUCUAGAAAUUAGGUCUACUUGGGUCGGCAAGUUAAUAUAAAUAAAUAUGUACACAUUAUAAAUCUACACUCACCGGCCACUUUAUUAGG